CUUGCUGUGCCGUACGCUUGGCUUGACUCCUUCAGUGCUGGCAUGGUGGCUUCUUCUCCUUCAGAAGAUCGAUUGGGACAAAUUCAUUAACGCGUCUCCAAUAGAUCCUGGAUGGACGGGUGUCUUUUUUUUUUCUCAUCCAGACUAAUAACUGCGUAUCUAUGGAAGAUGCAUGAAAUUGGUCGCACGUUGGACCGUUCCCCACGCCGGCGGCAGGAGACCGAAUUCUAAUGAGUGUCUACAACGUUCUGCAGGCUCCGUGUGCCGGGGAGGUACAAAAGGAGAGAGAGGGGAGGAUGCCACCACAUGUGCACUGAGUGCUCUCGCUGGAUGCGGCAGCACAUGGUCCUCAGCAUCACACACCGCUUUACCUGCUGAUUGGUGGAGUGGCGUCAUGACGUCACCGCCGGCAUUAGGGCUCCACUCCGGGGAGUAGCGCGAGAGAUCAGGGGGGGAGAGAGAGAGAGAUGAGCUCCACUGCCUACCAUGAGGACAAGGGAGAGGAAGGGGCUCCGGGGGGCUUCCAGGUGGUGCGCUGGGAAUGGCACAUGGUGCAGACUCCGUACCUGGUGGCUGUGUGGAUCCUGGUGGCCAGCCUGGCAAAGAUCGUGUUCCACCUGUCCAGGAAGGUGACCACCGUGGUUCCCGAGAGCUGCCUCCUCAUCAUCCUUGGUCUGGCUCUCGGAGGGAUCGUCUUGGCCAUAGCCCAGAGGGCCGAGUUCCAGCUGGAGCCAAGCUUAUUUUUCCUCUUUCUGUUGCCCCCCAUCGUCUUGGACUCUGGCUACUUCAUGCCCAGUCGACUCUUCUUUGACAACAUUGGAGCUAUCCUGAUGUACGCUGUGGUGGGCACCGUCUGGAAUUGCUUUGCAACAGGGACAGCGCUGUGGGGGGUAAAGCUUAUGGGCCUCAUGGAUCCCCAGGUAGAAGCCGGUCUGAUGGAUUUCCUGCUCUUUGGAAGCCUCAUUUCCGCUGUGGACCCCGUCGCUGUGCUCGCCGUCUUCGAGGAGGUUCACGUCAACGAGACCCUAUUCAUCAUCGUGUUCGGAGAGUCUCUCCUGAAUGACGCCGUGACCGUGGUUCUGUAUAAGGUGUUUAACUGUUUUGUUGAGAUGGGCCCACACAACGUCCAGGCUGUGGAUUAUAUGAAAGGUGUCGGCUCCUUCUUCGUGGUGAGUCUCGGAGGGACGGCGGUGGGUCUGGUGUUCGCUUUCCUGCUCGCCUUCAUCACGCGGUUCACCAAGCGAGUGCGCAUGAUCGAGCCCCUCUUCAUCUUCCUCCUCGUCUAUCUCGCCCACCUCACAGCAGAAAUGGUCUCGCUGUCUUCCAUACUGGCGGUGACGUUCUGCGGCUUGUGCUGUAAGAAGUACGUAGAGGCCAACAUCUCCAACAAGUCCCGGACCACCGUCAAAUACACCAUGAAGACCCUCGCCAGCAGCUCCGAGACCAUCAUCUUCAUCUUCCUGGGCAUUUCCGCCGUGGACACCUCCAAGUGGAUCUGGGACUCGGCGCUGGUCCUGUCCACCCUCAUCUUCAUCUUUGUCUUCAGGGCAAUCGGUGUUAUCCUGCAGACUUGCGUUUUAAAUCACUUCAGACUCCUCCCACUGGACAAGAUCGAUCAGGUUGUGAUGUCGUAUGGCGGCCUGCGAGGGGCGGUGGCCUUCGCCCUUGUGGUCUUGUUGGACGGCAAGAAAGUCAAGGCCAAGGGAUACUUUGUGGCCACGACGAUAGUCGUGGUGUUUUUCACGGUGAUGUUUCAGGGCCUGACCAUCAAACCGCUUGUCAAGUGGCUGAAAGUGAAAAGAAGAGACCAGCACAAGCCGACGUUAAAUGAGGAAUUACAGGAGCAUGCUUUUGAUCAUAUCCUGGCAGCUGUAGAGGACAUAGUCGGCCAUCAUGGCUAUCACCAUUGGAGGGAUAAGUGGGAACAGUUUGAUAAGAAAUAUCUAAGCCAAUGGCUGAUGAGGAAAUCCGCGUACCGGAUCAAAGACGAAAUCUGGGAGGUUUGCUACAAACUCAACAUCCGCGAUGCUUUAAUUUUGGCAGACCAGGGUGGUCACAUACUGUCCUCUGACAGGCUCUCUCUGCCAUCAAUGCCAAGCCGUGCCUCCAUGUCUGAGACCUCCGUGACUAACCUCCUCAGAGAGAAUGGAAGCAAGGCAUGUCUGGACCUGCAGGCCAUAGACACAGUGCGCAGUGGGCGGGACAGGGAGGACGCGGUCAUGCACCAUGUGCUGAGGGGGGGCCUCUACAAGCCACGGCGCAUGUGCAAGUCAAGCUACAGUCGCCAUUUUAUGACGCAGGAUGAGCAGGAGCGCCAGGAGAAGGAAGUCUUCCAGCAAAACAUGAAGCGGAGGCUGGAAUCGUUCAAAUCCACCAAACACAACACCUGCGCGUCCAAGUCCCGGGUCAAAAAAGAUGGUCGCAAGAAGAGAAGAGUAAGCGAAGACCUCGAGCCGCAGAAAGGAAGGCAAAGUAAAGGCGUGAGCUGGCAAAACACAGCGUCCAUUGUGAUAACAGCGGACUCGGAUGACGAAUCUUCCAACGUGGAGGUAGAAGAGGAUGAGGGGAUCACCUUUGUGGCUCGAGCAACAGAUGAGAUCCUUCAGGGGGUGACGGUGACGGGAAUGCUGGGAGUUUGUCAGAGUCCUCGUUUUGUGCCACCAUCACCGACCAUGGCUGAGAAGGUGCUGCCUUGGAAAGGAGAGCCCGAUCAGAACACGGUGUGCAUCUCAUCAGAGACUACAAAGAUCGUCCCCGUGGAUCUCAAGAGGUCCUGGAAGCAGAGCAUCUCCUCUCUAGAGAGUAUUGGGUCUCCUCCGGCUCCUGACCUACAGGUAGACGCAGCCAGGUGCUUGAGACAAGAUCUCCGCAGUCCUCCUGGCCUUCAGACUCUCCCAGAGACCUGUAGCUGUUUUCCUUUCGCUAAUUCUCCAUCACAAGGUGGCAGAAGCCAUCGAGAACCAGCAGAUAUCCAGCAGCAAGAACUCCAACCCUUGAUGCCCAGGGAAGAGGGUUCUGGACAUAGUUCUCAGACCAGCAGACACAGUCAUAGCAAAAGACUGUUGCAGUUGCAUCGGCCCUCUAAAAUCUGAUACGGUGCGGGUGGCCCCCCGAGCCUGGCCAAGAAGAAUUUGACAUAUCAGUGCAAAGGGAAGACUUUGGUCUUGCAGGUUAAGGUCCAAAGUUAUCUCGGCAUUUACAUAGGCAAAGGUAUGAGGCUUUGGAGUAGCGGUGUAAAACCUCAGCUGUACGAACAUCUACAGGGAAUAGAUGAAUAUUCAAAGCAACAGGUUCAUUUUUGUAAAGUCUUCUCCAGCAGCACAUAUGCACCUUUCCUCCCCUACCCACCACUGCAAUCAGCUACUGAAAGGACCAGUACUUCCAAGUAUAGAGGAGUAUGCUUGUUGAUUGGCCCUGCAAUGUCACAUGGGGGUGGGUGGGGUAAGGCUUCACUAGAGUCACUCUAGUCUUCUGUGCUGCCCAUACAAAGCUCAGGGUCCAUCUUUGGUUAGUGAUUUAGGAGGUAAACACAAUUCAUGCCUAGUGGGGGCUUUUGUUCCUCAGAGAGUAGGUGCAGGUACACCGUCCUUCAGAGUAACCCCUUGUUUUCGCCCCCUACCCACCUCCGAGCACUGUCCCUUGGUGCCACCCCCUACCCACCUCCGAGCACUGUCCCUU
Messenger RNA from Rana temporaria (common frog), 3678 nucleotides. It is a transcript of the gene SLC9A5, whose product is annotated as solute carrier family 9 member A5. The coding region runs from base 468 to 3092 and encodes 874 amino acids. The transcript is spliced from 16 exons. The record is from RefSeq and is a predicted model, not a curated record. Lineage: Eukaryota; Metazoa; Chordata; Amphibia; Anura; Ranidae. Gene Ontology annotation, cellular component: membrane. Gene Ontology annotation, biological process: sodium ion transport; proton transmembrane transport; regulation of pH. Gene Ontology annotation, molecular function: sodium:proton antiporter activity.